GAUCCUGCAAGGUCACAUGUCUGGUUUAUGAAGCUGCAAAGUUGAACCAGCCUAUUAAUUAAAAAGACAAGACUUAGACUUAAAGACUCGAUGGGAUACCUCUCUCUCCUUGUUGUGGCCACCCUUUUGGCUGUUGGUGCUUAUGCCUGUCAGCCACCAGACUGUGAUCACCCUGACUGUGGAUCUUGUGCCAAUGCCUGCUGCUCUAUUGAUUUCAUGUUUGAAAAGGGCCCAGAUGAUGUCUUCAAUACCCUGAUGGACUCCCUCAAGAAAGGAGGUGCUGAUGGCCGCUACAAAUUUGUGAACAGCACUGACUAUCGCAAGGACAACAUUAGCGUCCAGUACCAGCUGCAGGGGAUUCACAGUACCUUAGUUCAUCACUACAAUGAUACCCUUGAUUUUCUUGUAGAGAAAGCUGAUACUAAAGCUGUGUUGAAGGCAUUCUCUAUCUCUCGUAUUGAGGGGGCCUAUUGUGAUGCAGGACAGAACUACAAGAACCUAGUUGGCCUGGUAAAAGGUCUAGAUUUGAUGUUCGAACAGAAAAAAAUGUACGGCUGUUCAGGAAAGCCUGAAAAGACAGGAUAGAUGAACGGAUAAUUAUACAAACUGAGAUAGAUGUAGCCACUGAAUAUUUAUUUACGCGUUUUUGA
Messenger RNA from Halichondria panicea, 650 nucleotides. RefSeq lists its product as uncharacterized. The record is from RefSeq and is a predicted model, not a curated record. The transcript is spliced from 6 exons. The coding region runs from base 91 to 585 and encodes 164 amino acids. Lineage: Eukaryota; Metazoa; Porifera; Demospongiae; Suberitida; Halichondriidae.